Messenger RNA from Physella acuta, 2532 nucleotides. RefSeq lists its product as uncharacterized. The record is from RefSeq and is a predicted model, not a curated record. NCBI's taxonomy places the organism in Eukaryota, Metazoa, Mollusca, Gastropoda, Physidae. Gene Ontology annotation, molecular function: protein binding.
CCACUAUUCUAGAUGUUUGUUUAUACUCAAGAAAGCACACACACAAAAUAAUGGUCAAAUCAACCCUUGCCUGUGGACUACAAGAAUGUCUGAGUAAAGAAUGGAUGGGAGAUAACUUCAGUGACUUUAGAGUUGUGGUUGAUGGCUCAGAGUAUUUCUGUCACAAAUUUAUUCUAAGUGCCUGCUCAACUUUCUUUAAGACUUUGUUGGGUUCGGAUUUCAGAGAAAAGAAAGACGAAUGUGUUGAGUUAAAGAACAUGAGUAAAGAGACUUUUGAUGUUAUAAUCAAUGCAAUUUACAAAGGUGUUGAUGAUCUGACAAAAGACAACAUCAUUAGUGUGUGGCAAGCUACUCAUAUGUUGCAUAUACCAUUUCUUAUAGAAGAGUGUGAAAGAUUUGUUUUGGAAAAUAUGUCACAAGAUAAUUACACUACUUUUUACAAAACAGCAGUUCUUUUAAAUUCAAAAUGUGUGAUUUCAUUGGCAGUAGGGUUCAUGAAAGAAAACUUUGAACAAUUUUGUAAGACUGAGACCUUUCUAGAACUUUCAUACCCUGUGCUUUACUCUUUGGUUGAUGAUGAUACAUUAAAUGUAAAUUCAGAAGAUUUAGUCUUGGAAUCAAUAGUUAAUUGGGUCUCCUACGUAAACAUUAAACCUGGUAAAAUUGACGCGAUUGAUUGUAAAUCAUGUGAAGCUGUGACUAGAAGUUUAUCUAAGUCUAACUCUCCUAAAAACUGUUUACUUAAAGUUUUUCCAGAAACAAAUACACAGGAAAACUAUUUAGAUAAACUAGUUGUUGAAAAAUGUUUUGAAGAUAUUGAAGCUGAAAUUAAAGCAGACAAUAAAUCUUUUCACAUAAAGAAAGAAUUAGCUGAACGGUUAUCAAAUAAUAACUCACAAACAGAUACAGAAACAUCAAGUUCUAAAGUACAUAGAUACAGUAGUGUAGUGUAUGAUAGAAAGAAAUAUCUUGGAGACCUCUUGUCUACAGCCAGAAUAUUUUUAGCCAGUCGAAGUUAUCUUGAGAAACUUCAUAGCCAUCAGUUGAUACGUGAUUGUGUAGAAGCAUUAGAAAUUGUACAUGAAGCUUUGAUGUACCACUGGAGAUCUGUUUCCUUCCCCAGUAACUUUGUCAUCCCUUAUAGAAACUCUAGCGGCAAACGCAAUGUCAUGGCAUUUGUUAAAUAUACAAAACUUCAUCUUUUUGAACUAAAUAGUGGAGCUACUUAUGAAACUGACCUUCCUGGUACUUGUUUAAAUACUGACCAUUUCAACAACUUAGCAUCGUAUGGAUCCUCUCUCUGUUUUAUACAUGGAGGGAAAUAUAACAGUAAAUGUGAACAUAAGCACAAGAAAGAAAAAUUUUGUUCACGUCGAUAUGUUGUAACAUGUGAUGGCAAUAAGGAAAUAUCUACUGUGUGUGAGGUCUGUCAGUAUUGUAAACUGGAAUUAGUUUCCCUGAAUGGAGUUUUUGUUAGAAUUAUAAACUCAACGUGUACAAAACUCAACUCUGACCAAAAUAUUUUUGGUGGCUUUCAGUUCAUGUACCGUUCCAGUUAUGAAUCUCUUUGUGCUUUUCAGGAAAAUAUUUUAUUAUUUUCCAAAUGUAAGGUUAAUUCUAAACCUAGUGUUAACGUACAUUGUUACAACAUUUACACCAAGUCAACUCAGGAUAUAAACUUUGAAGGCCCAGCUGAUCACAUUGUCAGCUUCUCAAGUGGAGCCAAAAAGACUUUUAUUCUACAGAAAAAUGGUGCUCUUAGGUCAGUAAACAUUACAUAUGAUUCAAAAAUAGAAUUUACAUUUGUUACACAACUUUGGAACAGUUUUGAUUUUGUAUUAGAUAGUGCUGUAUAUUUUAAAAAUGAAUUAAUCUUGUUUUGUACAGAGAAGCCGGACAACAUAGACACUUUUCUAGUGAAAUUUGUGCCUGGUGUUUUUAAAAUGAUAAAAGUUGUUGAAGUUGAUAGCGAUUCCAACCUAGUUCCGUUAGUUGUGCCAGAAACUUGGCUUGUUGCAAAACAAAAAAAGUACUGAUACAUUAUUGAUUUAUUAAAUGUCAAAUUUUUAUUCAACUGUUAAACAAGAAAAAUACUGAUAAAUUAUUAAUUUUUUGUGUCAAUUAUUUAUUCAACAGUUAAGCAAAAAUUCCAGACAAUUUAGUGAAUAACAACGCAACCCCCUCCUUCUGUUUUUUUUUUUGCAUAUUGUUAGUUUAAAAAAAUGCUGUAGAUAGCCAUUUAAGUCUGAGAAUUCGGUUAGCUUUUUAAAAAUAAAUUUGGCCAUUUUUUAAAAUUGUAAAUAAUAAAAUAUGUUACUGUAAUUGUACAUUUGAAGGUUGAAAUAAUCAAAAUGUUAAUACUAAAUUUUAUGCUUUAAAAUUCUCUUAUCAAUUGUGUUUAAUAUGUAUUUUUUAGCAUUUAUGUAAAUCUAUUUAAGCAGUUCAUACACCAAUAAAUAAAUACAAAUGUGCAUACAUAUUUAAACUGCUUUUAAGUAAUUCUUAAGUAAUUCUGUUGCCAUUGUUCAUUGC